CCACCCAAUUUGCAAACUUACAAAUACAGUGCUGUGAGUUGUUACGUUGCGACACAACACCCCCCAAUUUUCAAUUGAAUUGUCUUACACAGUGGGUGCAUGGAUGAUGAUGGCACGCAUGUCUUUGCCAUCUUCACUGGACUCCUCGUUACCGGGGAUCAGUCGGUCUGUUCUCAGCAGUCACAUGGAGACGAAGUACCAGUGCCAGCAGUGUGAUGAUAUCCUCAGGAAGCCAGUUCAAGCUAAAUGUGGCCAUCGAUACUGUGUGUUUUGCUUCAACCAGCUCACCAGCUCCGGCCCCAAGCCCUGUGAAGCAUGUCGUGUGGAGGGUAUAUUUGAAGAGUCUCAGUCCAUGCUGAACGAAAAAGAAGCGUUUCCAGACAAUGCGGCGCGCCGGGAGAUUGAUGGCCUUCCAGCAAAGUGCCCAAAUGAAGGCUGCCCUUGGACUGGGACCAUGAAAGAGUUUGAGGGACAGCACGAAGGUCAGUGUGACUACGAGACAGUUACAUGUGAAGCGUGUCAACUUCACAUCUUGCGCAAUGACAAAGACCGGCACAACGAGAGAGAGUGUGAAGCCAGGACCCUGAACUGCAAAUACUGCAAAGUUUCCUUCAACUUCAAAGAUAUCAAGGCUCAUGAUGAGAUCUGCACGAAAUUCCCCAUGCAGUGCAAAGACUGCGGAAAGAAAAAGAUCCCACGAGAAAAGUUUCCAGAACAUGUUAAAACCUGUGCCAAGAGCAAGAUGGCAUGUCAGUUCAGUAAAGUUGGCUGCCAUGCUGUGGUUGACAAUGGGAAGCAGCAUGACCACGAACAGUCCUCCAUAAUGGACCACCUGCGGAUGGUCCUGACCGCCCUGUCGUCGGUGGUGCUGGUGCAAAGCGACGGGUUCGGCGAGUACCAGGACGACUGCGGUGGACUGGGGCUGUACCGCGCACCCGAGGAAAAGGCCGUCGCGGAGGCAGCAGCCUCUGGAAAAGCCUACAGCAACAGCAGCAGCAGCAGGGCCGGAGGAGGAGAAGGACGAAGGGAUAGCAAUGGGCUGGGGCUUUACCAGGCUCCAGACGAAGGGACGGCAGGGGCCAGCGUAGCCUCUGGGAGGGGAAGGAAGAGCACAGUGGGGCUGGAACAGAAGGUGACGGCGCUGGAGAACAUUGUGUGUGUGCUGAGUCGAGAGCUGGAGAGAAGCUCGCUUACACAGGAAGCCCAGGCGCGCCAGCAUCACUUGGACCAGGAAAAGAUUGAGGGCCUCCACAGCAAGAUUCGUCAGCUGGAGCGGACUCUGACUAUGAGGGACCUAAAGUUAUCUGAGACGGAGCAGACUCUCACCGAGCUGGAGCUCUGCACAUUCGAUGGCGUGUUUGUCUGGAAGGUCGCAGACUUCAGCCACCGCAGACAGGAUGCUCUCGCCGGACGAUCUCCAGCCCUGUUUUCUCCUGCGUUCUACUCCAGUAAGUACGGCUAUAAGAUGUGCCUGAGACUCUACCUUAACGGAGAUGGCACAGGCAGAGGGACACACCUGUCUUUAUUCUUCGUGGUGAUGCGAGGGAAGUACGACGCCCUCCUCAAGUGGCCGUUUAGUCAGAAGGUGACCUUGAUGCUGUUAGACCAAAACAACCGGGAGCACAUCAUCGAUGCCUUCCGGCCCGACACCAGCUCCACGUCCUUCCAGCGACCCAUCAGCGAGAUGAACAUCGCCAGCGGCUGCCCCCUCUUCUGCCCGCUGGCCAAGCUUGCCUCGGCCAAGAACUCCUAUGUCAGGGAAGACACCAUUUUCAUCAAAGCCAUAGUAGACCUAACAGGUCUUUAGUGAAUUCUGGGUAAUAUUUAAUACCUCUGCGACUCUUAACAACGUAAUAUGUAACAAACGUUAUUAUUUGUAUACAAACAGUAUAUUUGUUAUACUUAUGCUAUAUUAUAUUAUAAAUAUAUAUAAUCCAAAAACAGUUGGAAAACUCGGGAAAACGAAAAGCAGAGGAUGGUUUUAUCCCAGUGGAUUAGAAAGCAGUUGUGGAAACUGGUCUAACUAGGCUACCUUGGGUGUCACACCACUAAAAACCUAUGAAUAUAUCAAGCAUAUUAUUUCUGUGGUUGAGGAACACCAACAUUGUGUGUGACAGCCUGCUCAAACUGUGACAAAUCUGCACAGUAGAUCUGUGCAUCCAGUUUUUGUGAUGUAGUGUUAUGAUGAUCGUCACAGGAGAUUAUUAGGAAAGAUGGCAAUUGAUGCUGAAUACCUAUCUAAUUAUAUUAUAGUGAAUAAUUAUUAUAAAAAUAUGAUAUAAUUAUAUAUACAAAGACAUUUUAAGCGGCUGACUGCAAGGCAAGGAAUUGUUAACAUAAUUAGAUGAGAUAAGAAUUUGCUUUUUUUCCAAGCUUUUUUUAUUUGUAUGGUUAAAAUUGUGUUACUGGGAGUUUUUAAGCAUACUUGUUUAGAAGCGUGUUGUGUGGCUGGUUUUGAGUUUGCAGGGGCUUGGGGGUUUCAAAGCUCCACGGUAAUAAGAACUGGAACCGAGAGACACCCCAAGCCCCAGUAAAGUUUUGCCUUUGACAUUUUCAAUACACUUACAUCUUCAUCAUAGUAACUACCAUCAAUCUAACCACCAUCAGUGCUGAUUGAACCAAACCAUGAUGAUCAUUAGUAAUUAUCAAGUAAUUAAUGAUUUUGUACAAGGGCUUGUUAUUCUCCAUUAUUAUCAACAGAUUAUGAAAAGGGAGUGGGAAAUGGGGUUUUAUUUGACAUUGUUCUUAGUGCAUUCUUUCACUAAGAAUCUAGUCUAAUAUGCUUAUGCGACUGGUAGGCGAUGAUUUAUAUGUUCAUAAUCAAAUGUAGCAUCAAUAAAAUGACCUCACACGCAAAAAUAGGUGGAAAACUGAAAAAAGGUAGUCCCUUGCGAAAUACUUUCAAUAUCUGCAAAUCAUGCAAAGGUGCUAAAAGUCGCAUGUGUGCGCGUGUGUGUUUGUGUUUGUUUGCGGGCGUGUGGCAAAUAUUCAGGAUGUCCGUGCUUGUUUGAGCCCAUGCAGCUCCAAUGUUUGUCCGAUAUAAGGUGAAGAUUCGUAUAAUACAAAGUCAUGAAAUAAAUCUACAUUAUCUAUGCA
Messenger RNA from Clupea harengus (Atlantic herring), 3096 nucleotides. It is a transcript of the gene traf2b, whose product is annotated as Tnf receptor-associated factor 2b. Gene Ontology annotation, molecular function: zinc ion binding; ubiquitin-protein transferase activity; tumor necrosis factor receptor binding. Gene Ontology annotation, cellular component: plasma membrane signaling receptor complex; cytoplasmic side of plasma membrane. Lineage: Eukaryota; Metazoa; Chordata; Actinopteri; Clupeiformes; Clupeidae. Gene Ontology annotation, biological process: regulation of apoptotic process; signal transduction; positive regulation of canonical NF-kappaB signal transduction. The record is from RefSeq and is a predicted model, not a curated record.